CUCGGAAGCCGCAUAUGUAGUACUCGAAAUCCUCAACUCCCAAAAUCCUGCGCUCCCAAGAAAAGCAAGGAUGAAGGGUGUUGUUUCAGCAGCUGGAGCUCUGCUCUCGCUGGCGUCGACAGCUCGCUGCAUUGGCUACGCCAAUGUCUCUGAGGUGCCGCUAUAUGGGCAGAGUCCGCCAGUCUAUCCAACCCCCGAAGGCAAUGGAGGCUCAGAUCCGAAAUGGCAGGCUGCAUGCGUCAAAGCACGCUCCAUCGUGGACCAGCUCACUCUCGAAGAAAAGGUGAAUAUGACUCGAGGACACCCUGGCUUGUGUGUUGGAAACACGCCCAACAUCACUCGGCUCGGAAUACCAGCUCUCUGCUUUGCGGAUGCUCCAGACGGCAUCAGAGGGCAAGAGUUUGUAUCUGCUUUCCCAGCGCAGCUGACUGUUGGCGCCACCUUCGAUAAACGCUUGAUGUAUGAAUACGGCAAGGCUCUCGGAGAAGAGUAUCGCGGUAAAGGCAUACAUGUAGCUCUACUUCCUGUAGCUGGCCCACUUGGCAGAGUUGCACGUGGCGGGCGAAACUGGGAAGGGUUCGGCGCAGAUCCCUACUUAUCGUCUGUUGGCAUGCGCGAGGUCACCACUGGUCUGCAGGGCCAAGGUGUGAUCUCUCAGAUGAAGCACUGGCUGCUCAACGAGCAGGAAUGGAGGCGCAACCCUGGAAGCAUGGGCGAAUCCAUUUCCAGCAAUGCAGAUGAUCGGACUAUCCACGAACUCUACGCCUUUCCUUUCAUGGAUGCUGUCCACGCUGGCGCUGCUUCGGCCAUGUGCUCUUAUCAACGCAUCAACAACUCCUACGGCUGCCAGAACUCCAAGCUCCUCAACGGCAUCCUAAAAAGUGAACUGGGGUUCAAUGGCUUUAUCACGAGUGACUGGGCUGCUCAGCAUGCUGGAGUCGCCAGUGCAAACGCUGGACUGGAUCUGGUGAUGCCUGAUGGCGGAUACUGGGGCGACAACCUCACUCAAGCUGUCCUAAAUGGCACAGUUGCUGAGACACGGCUCAACGACAUGGUUACCCGAAUUUUCGCUGCAUGGUACUAUCUCGGGCAGGAUGCGGGAUAUCCAGAAGUUGGCGUGUACCCGUACGAUCAGCAACACCCCAUUAUCGAUGUUCGCUACGAUCACGCAUCUUUGAUCCGCGAGAUCGGCGGUGCUGGUACCGUGCUCGUCAAGAACAAGGAUCAUGCUCUGCCAUUGAAGAAGCCUAGAUUCUUGAACAUCUACGGAUACGAUGCGAAAGCACCAGACUCACCUUGGACUACACCUUCUCGUUUCGGAGGAGGUUACGAUGUCAACUUUGGCUGGGAAACCUUCAACGGGACUCUGAUCACUGGUGGCGGUAGCGGUGGUUCGAGCCCUUCGUAUUUCAUAUCACCCUUCGACGCCAUUCAACGCCGUGUCAUUGCAGACCGAGGCACCGUUCGCUGGGACUUCGCAAGUGUCAACCCAACAGUCUACGCCAAUGCUGAUGCUUGCCUGGUGUUCAUCAAUGCAUAUUCCUCAGAAGCCUUCGACCGUACCACGCUCAAGGACGAGUUCUCAGACAAUCUAGUGAAGAAUGUGGCUCGCAAUUGCACGAACACCAUUGUUGUACUGCACAGUGUCGGAAUCAGAGUCAUCGACGAAUGGGUAAACAACGAGAACGUUACAGCCAUCGUAUAUGCAUUGCUUCCUGGAGAAGAGGCUGGAAAUUCUAUCGCAGAUGUGCUUUACGGCGAUGUCUCGCCCUCAGGCCGCCUGCCCUUUACAGUCGCCAAGAACGAGAGCGACUACGGCAAUCUGCUCAACUCCACGAUUGGCUCGGGACCAUUCCCGCAGGACAACUUCACGGAAGGUCUAUACAUUGAUUACCGUUAUUUCGAUCAACAGAACAUUGAGCCAGAGUUGGAAUUCGGCUUCGGGCUCUCAUACAGCACCUUCGAAUACUCAGAUCUGAGCAUCACUCCGGCCAGCAAUACCACGCAGGAAUGGCCGACGCCAGACAUAGCAAUUGCACAAGGCGGACAUCCGGAGCUCUGGGAGACAUUAUUCCACAUCACAGUCCAGAUCACGAAUACAGGAGACGUUGCUGCAGCAGAUGUGCCGCAAUUGUAUGUUUCUAUCCCAACGGCACCCAAGUGGCAAUUGCGAGGCUUCGAUCGCCUGCAUUUGGAGCCAGAACAGACCAAGACCGCAACGUUCAAGGUGACCAGGAAAGAUCUGUCAGUAUGGAACGUUGUGCACCAGCAAUGGCAGCUUCAGCAAGGGCCAUAUGAUCUCUUCGUUGGCUCUAGCAGUCGCAAGCCACUACUGGAAGGCUCACUUGAGAUCUGAAGGAUUGAAACGAGAACAAUGACUAUGCAGUGAUAUAUCGCCGCUGUCGCUUAUUAGUAGUGAU
This is a messenger RNA of Cercospora beticola, 2420 nucleotides long. Its product is annotated as beta-glucosidase. Gene Ontology annotation, biological process: glucan catabolic process. The record is from RefSeq and is a predicted model, not a curated record. Lineage: Eukaryota; Fungi; Ascomycota; Dothideomycetes; Mycosphaerellales; Mycosphaerellaceae. Gene Ontology annotation, molecular function: beta-glucosidase activity.